UCACCUAUUUUGCGCCGUCGCUCAUUUAAACCCUAAAAAGGAGGCGGAGAGAGAGAGAGAGAGAGAAAAGUCGCAGUCUUUGCGGAAUCUAGCGAAGGAGAAAAGAUGAGACCACCAAUGGGAAGAGGCGGGUUCAGAGGGAGAGGAGGAAGAGACGGCGGCGGUCGAUUCGGUGGAGGAGGAGGACGAUUUGGUGGCGGCGGCGGACGAUUCGGUGGCGGUCGAUUUGGCGGGUUUAGAGACGAAGGGCCUCCUGAAGAAGUCGUGGAGGUUGCCACGUUCGUCCAUGCGUGUGAGGGAGACGCUGUGACCAAACUCUCUCAGGAGAAGAUUCCUUAUUUCAAUGCACCUAUCUACCUUCAGAACAAGACUCAGAUUGGUAAAGUUGAUGAAAUCUUUGGCGCCAUCAAUGAAUCUUUGUUUUCUAUCAAAAUGAUGGAAGGUAUUGUGGCGACCUCGUAUGCUCCUGGAGACAAGUUCUUCAUCGACCCUGCUAAGCUUUUGCCCCUCGCUAGGUUCCUUCCUCAGCCAAAGGGUCAGUCAGCUGGCGGCCGUGGUGGUCGUGGCGGUCGUGGAGGAUUCUCCAGAGGUAGAGGCGGUCCUCCUUCAAGAGGGCGAGGAGGUUUCAGAGGAAGAGGUCCACCAGGAGGAGGCAGAGGAUUUCCCUCACGAGGUGGUGGUCGUGGAGGCUUCAGAGGCAGAGGAAGAGGAUUCUAGUUUCUUCUCUUCCUACUCUAUAAGCUUUAUCUCAACUUGUAGCCCUUUAUAUUAUCAAAUGAGACUUUGUUUUCCCACAUUAUCAACUUUGGUUUAAUCAAUGGAGUAGAAGAUUUGCUUUAAUUA
This is a messenger RNA of Brassica rapa (field mustard), 843 nucleotides long. Its product is annotated as putative H/ACA ribonucleoprotein complex subunit 1-like protein 1. The record is from RefSeq and is a predicted model, not a curated record. Gene Ontology annotation, molecular function: box H/ACA snoRNA binding. Gene Ontology annotation, cellular component: box H/ACA snoRNP complex. NCBI's taxonomy places the organism in Eukaryota, Viridiplantae, Streptophyta, Magnoliopsida, Brassicales, Brassicaceae. Gene Ontology annotation, biological process: snoRNA guided rRNA pseudouridine synthesis; ribosome biogenesis.